Molecule: messenger RNA, 963 nt
Organism: Colletotrichum truncatum
Lineage: Eukaryota; Fungi; Ascomycota; Sordariomycetes; Glomerellales; Glomerellaceae
Source: RefSeq, a predicted model, not a curated record
AUGAACACGCCCAAGGCACUCAUGGAGCUGGCGCAGAAGCCGCCGUUAGAAAUAGCCGAAACGGUCGUAAAGGGGUUCUAUGAGCUCGGCAAAGAGACAGUGAAGUCCGGCAAGGACGUGGCUCUCGGUGACGCUUCUACGGAUCUGGUCCUCAACACGGCCGACGUGGUAACGACAUUUGCAGGCGGUGCCGGCGCGGUCAAGUCGCUCACGAACGUGGGAACCGCUGCACGGGUGGUCAAGGCCACCGGAGAGGCGGCCUUCGACAGCGCUAAAGCGACGCUUAAGGAGAUGCCAGCCGUCAUAAAGGAGGCCGCCGCUGCCGCUCCCAAGACAGCCCCAGUGCUGGCUCUCGAGGGAGGCAUGAUGGCCAUGGACCUGAUCCCUGAUAUCGGGAAAGGGCCGAGGGUGUUGAUGGCGGUAGCGAACAAGACCACAGAGGGCGUCAAGGGCGCCGUCUCGGCGGGAGCCAAGGCAGGAUCGCGCACGCGCAAGAUCGCGGCGAUGGUCCGACACUUGGAGGAAGGCACUUCGACACUGGCUGAGAACUACCGUGCCUUCAAGGCGGGUGAGGCGCUGCCAACCAAGAAGCCGACAACCAUGGCCGAGGCGGUUAAGCGGCGCAAGGCCGGGGGCACGCUGGAGAAGCCACAUGAUCCACGGCUGCACCACGACAUGCCGAAGACGCUCAAGCCCCUGUGGGAGGCCUUCGACAUCGAUUAUCACCAGACGGUAAGAGUGGACUUGGUCGAGCACCAGAUUAUUCAUGGUACCGGCGGUUUCUUCCAUGACUCAAAUGUUCUCUGGGCGCACAAGCUAAGCCAGGUCGAUGACCUUUGGAAGCUCAACGCCAAGAUGCUCGACCAGAUGAGGACCAAGAUCAACGCUACUUUCGGCGAAAUACCAAGUCUGGGGGGCAAGACACUUAACGACGUAGCAAGGGUGCCAUACCCUCGCAAGUAG